Molecule: messenger RNA, 1113 nt
Organism: Sphenostylis stenocarpa
Lineage: Eukaryota; Viridiplantae; Streptophyta; Magnoliopsida; Fabales; Fabaceae
Source: the annotation of a GenBank genome assembly
AUGGCUGCAAAAAAUCAUAUCUAUCAUAUUUCACUGGCAUUCCUUUUCUGCAUGGUAUUCUGGGUUUUCCAAGUCACAUGUCGCUCUCUUCCAGAUGCCUCCAUGUAUGAGAGGCAUGAACAAUGGAUGAUUCGUUAUGGCAGAGUGUAUAAGGACCCUCAGGAAAGGGAAAAGCGUUUCAGGAUAUUCAAGGAAAAUGUGAAUUUCAUUGAAGCCUUCAACGCUGCUGCCAAUAAACCUUACGAGCUAGGCAUUAAUAAAUUUGCAGACCUCACCAACGAGGAGUUCAUAGCAUCCAGAAAUAGGUUCAAGGGGCAUAUGUGUUCCUCAAUCAUAAGGACAACCACUUUCAAGUAUGAAAAUGUGACUGCAAUCCCAUCCACAGUGGAUUGGAGGCAAAAGGGUGCAGUGACACCCGUGAAGGACCAAGGUCAAUGUGGUAAGCAAAUGCUUCAUUCUUCACUGACAUUUCCAUGUCAUAUUAAACCGAAUUAUUAUCUAAUAUUAAUUUAUCUUGUAGGAUGUUGUUGGGCAUUUUCCGCGGUUGCAGCAACUGAAGGAAUUCAUGCACUGACUUCUGGAAAGUUGAUCUCUUUGUCAGAACAAGAACUUGUUGAUUGUGACACAAAGGGUGUAGACCAAGGUUGUGAAGGUGGUCUUAUGGAUGAUGCUUUCAAAUUCAUCAUCCAAAAUCAUGGACUCGACACUGAAGCCAAUUACCCGUAUAAGGGUGUUGAUGGAAAAUGCAAUGCAAAGGCAGAAGCCAUCCAUGCUGCUACCAUUACUGGCUACGAAGAUGUUCCUGCUAACAAUGAGAAGGCCCUUCAGAAAGCUGUUGCAAAUCAACCAGUUUCAGUAGCCAUUGAUGCCAGUGGUUCUGCUUUUCAGUUUUACAAGAGUGGUGUUUUCAGCGGUGCAUGUGGAACUGAGUUAGAUCACGGUGUCACUGCAGUGGGUUAUGGUGUUAGCAACAAUGGGACUCAGUAUUGGCUGGUAAAGAACUCAUGGGGAACAGAGUGGGGUGAAGAAGGGUACAUUAGGAUGCAAAGGGGUGUAGAUGCAAAGGAAGGACUGUGUGGCAUAGCCAUGCUAGCAUCUUACCCUACUGCAUAA